This is a messenger RNA of Calypte anna (Anna's hummingbird), 2304 nucleotides long. RefSeq names its product ubiquitin associated and SH3 domain containing B (gene UBASH3B). Gene Ontology annotation, molecular function: protein tyrosine phosphatase activity; protein binding. The record is from RefSeq and is a predicted model, not a curated record. Lineage: Eukaryota; Metazoa; Chordata; Aves; Apodiformes; Trochilidae. The transcript is spliced from 14 exons. Bases 133 to 2085 code for a protein of 650 amino acids. Gene Ontology annotation, cellular component: cytoplasm. Gene Ontology annotation, biological process: regulation of release of sequestered calcium ion into cytosol; collagen-activated tyrosine kinase receptor signaling pathway; peptidyl-tyrosine dephosphorylation.
GCGGGGCGCGCAGGGGUGGGCGCGCAGCGCAGCGCGGCGGGCAGGGCUGGGAGCGGAGGAGGGCCCUGCCCCGGCCGGCCGGGCUCUGCGGGUGUGCGUGGAUGGCCCUGCGAGGGCGGCGAUGGCUGCGUGAUGGCCCAGCGCGGGCAGCCCGCACCGCACGCCAUGGCUGCCAAAGACGAGCUCUACAGCAAAGUCAUCCCCAGGCGGAACCGGCAGCACCGCGCCGGGACCAUCAAACAUGGCUCGUCGCUGGAGAUCCUGCUGUCAAUGGGCUUCCCCAAAGCACGGGCACAAAAGGCACUGGCAUCAACAGGUGGAAGAAGUGUUCAAGCAGCAUGCGACUGGCUGUUCUCCCAUGUUGGGGACCCAUUCCUUGAUGACACCCUGCCCAGGGAAUACGUCCUCUACCUGCGCCCCACGGGCCCGCUGGCUCAGAAGCUCUCAGAGUUCUGGCAGCAGUCAAAACAGAUCUGUGGGAAGAACAAAGCUCACAACAUUUUCCCACAUAUCACCCUUUGCCAGUUCUUUAUGUGUGAGGACAGCAAGGUUGAUGCUCUCACCGAAGCUCUGCAAGCCACCGUGAUGAGGUGGAAGUGCAAAUUCCCUGCUCCUCUGCCUUUGGAGCUCUACACAUCCUCAAACUUCAUUGGGCUUUUUGUCAAGGAAGAAAGUGCUGAGGUGCUCAAGAAGUUUGCUGCAGACUUUGCUGCAGAGGCUGCCUCUAAAGCAGAUGUUCAUGUGGAGCCCCACAAGAAGCAGCUCCAUGUGACCCUGGCCUAUCACUUCCAGACCAGCCACCUGCCCACACUGGAGAAGUUAGCCCAGAACAUCGACGUCAAGCUGGGCUGCGACUGGGUGGCCGCGAUAUUCUCUCGAGACAUACGCUUUGUUAAUCAUGAGACUCUGCAAGUGAUUUAUCCUUACACCCCCCAGAAUGAUGAUGAACUGGAGCUGGUCCCAGGGGAUUUUAUUUUCAUGUCCCCAGUGGAACAAACCAGUACAAGUGAGGGCUGGAUUUAUGGCAUUUCCCUUGCAACUGGCUGUUCUGGGCUGCUGCCUGAAAACUACAUCACCAAGGCGGAUGAGUGUGGGACCUGGGUCUUUCAUGGGUCCUACUCAAUUCUGAAUACUUCACCUUCCCCAUCCCUUCAAGCUUUUGCUGAUGGAGCUCUGGAAAGAAGACAGCAGGAAGACCAAGGGCCUGGGGAUGCAGGACCACUCACCAUCAUCUGCCAGAACGUGCAGCCCCUGAGAAUAACCAGCCAGCCAGGGCCUCAGAAACGUUGCCUGUUUGUCUGCAGACAUGGGGAAAGGAUGGAUGUUGUUUUUGGGAAGUAUUGGCUGUCACAGUGCUUUGAUGCCAAAGGAAGGUACGUGCGUAGCAACCUGAAUAUGCCUCACAGCUUACCUCAAAGAAGUGGUGGUUUCAGGGAUUAUGAAAAAGAUGCUCCCAUCACUGUGCUGGGCUGCACACAGGCAAGGCUGGUUGGUGAAGCCUUGCUAGAAACUAACACCAUUGUAGACCACAUCUACAGCUCCCCAUCCCUACGGUGUGUCCAGACAGCACACAACAUCCUGAAAGGUAUGCAACAAGAGAAUAACCUGAAAAUUCGAAUAGAGCCAGGCUUGUUUGAAUGGACCAAGUGGGUGUCUGGGAGCUCACUGCCUGCCUGGAUACCCCCUGUGGAUUUAGCUGCAGCUACUCUAAGUGUUGAUACAACCUACAGACCUCAUAUUCCUGUCAGCAAGUUAGUGGUUUCUGAAUCUUAUGAUACAUACAUAAGUAGAAGCUACCAAGUAACAAAAGAAAUCAUCAGUGAAUGUAAAGGCAAAGGAAAUAACAUCCUAAUAGUGGCCCAUGCCUCCUCCCUAGAGGCUUGUACCUGCCAGCUCCAAGGGCUCUCACCACAGAACUCCAAGGACUUUGUACAGAUGGUCCGAAAGAUUCCAUACUUGGGGUUUUGUUCCUGUGAAGAACUGGGAGAUACAGGAGUUUGGCAGCUUACAGACCCUCCCAUCCUCCCCCUCACACACGGACCAACUGGAGGCUUUAACUGGAGAGAAACCUUACUACAGGAAUAGGCAAAGCUCCAUGAGGAAGGAAAACCCCACGGCCUUUUGAAGCGUUGGAGAAUGUCUCUGCUUUCUUGUGUUUAUUGACAGUGGAAAAAUAAUCAUCAGAUGUUCAGUGGAUCACAUAAACAGCUGUUCUAGCAUCUCUCUCACAUGGCCACAGUCAUGCAAAAAGAAAAAAAUCUCACAUACAAGUAGGCAAAUAUGGAAGGGAGUGAUUUGAGGGGG